Molecule: messenger RNA, 1425 nt
Organism: Trichoplusia ni (cabbage looper)
Lineage: Eukaryota; Metazoa; Arthropoda; Insecta; Lepidoptera; Noctuidae
Exons: 1
Coding region: 1-1425 (474 amino acids)
Cellular component (GO): nucleus
Molecular function (GO): DNA binding
Source: RefSeq, a predicted model, not a curated record
AUGGCUGGUCAGGACUGGUUUCAUCGGUUUAUGAAAAGAAAUAAGGAAUUAACUAUUCGAAAACCAGAAGGAUUAUCAAGAGCCAGGAUUGAUGGCAUGAAAAGGGAAAAAGUGACAGAAUUCUACAAGAUUUUGGAGACAGUAAUAGAUAAAAAUAAUUUAAGAGGAAGACCUGAAUGCGUGUACAAUGUGGACGAAACAGGGAUUCCACUUAAUAAUCGACCACCAAACAUUAUAGCUCAAAAAGGUGCAAAAGAUGUUGUCAGUGUCACAAAUGUUGAACGUGGCGAAAAUGUAACCGUCUUAGCUUGUAUGAAUGCAACAGGUCAGUACAUACCGCCAUUUGUUCUGUUUAAGGGUGUGCGCAAACGCGAUGAUUUUCUUGUGGGUAUGCCGCCCGGUACUGAAAUUGUUAUGACAGAAAAGGGAUGGAUAAAUGAAGAAGCUUUUCGUGUAUGGUUGCAACAUUUUAAUCGCUACCGUACCCAAGGAAAAGUUAUACUCAUCUUGGAUGGACAUGCGUCUCACACGACCUACUCAGUGGUAGACUUAUGUGAAACUUUAGAUAUUGAGCUUGUUCUCCUCCCACCACACACAUCGCAUGCUCUCCAACCUCUCGAUGUAUCAUUUUUCAAACCGCUCAAAUCAUACUACCAUCAACAAGCUACAUCAUGGCAACAUGCACAUCCAAAUCAAGGGAUCACAAAGGUUGUUUUUGGAGGGAUUUUUAAACAGGCUUGGAACCAGGCUGCCACCGUUGGAAAUGCUGUAAAGGGGUUUGAAAAGACUGGAAUAUUUCCACUAAAUGCUAAUGCAAUCCCUGACCACAAGUUUAUUGGUGAACAAGGGUUAGAUAUUGUGGAGAACCAAUUAAAAUCUCCUAGUAUACAAGAAGUGCAAUCUAGUACCGAACCAGUACAGCCAGAACUAGCUACAAAUAUAGAACCGUUGCCAUCUACCAGUUCUCAACAGCCUACUACAGCACAAUCACCCGGCACUUCUGAAAUUAUUAAAGAAAUUCUUCCCUCACCCUUUAAGACACCACCAGCCCCAGUUAAGAAACGAAAAACUACAAAACCAAUUUUGCAUUUGACAUCAUUGCAAAGUAAGAUCAAUCUUCAGCAAAAAGAAAGACUGAAAAGACUUAAGACUGACAAAGAAGCUGUGGAAGAUAAGGAAAAUACUUCGGAUUAUAGAGAAAAUAUUAAGAAAAAGAAAAAUAAAAGUACACCGAAGACCAAAGUUAAGGGUUCAUCUGCAAGACAGAGAAAUUGGCAUUGCAUUUACUGCUCAGAAGUAUUCAUUCAUCCACCGUCAGAGGAUUGGAUUCAGUGCCAUGCAUGCGAAGAAUGGUGCCAUGAGAAAUGUGCUGAUACGGGAGGGAAAAAAGGCCCGUACAUAUGUGAUUUAUGUGUUCAAAAUUAA